UCUGGAGAAAUGUCAGUGUGUGGCAGGUCGGCGAUUACAACAGACGUUGAUCUGCUCGCCUUAGACAAUCGGUAGGUGCUGCUCGUGGACUAGUGGUAUUGGCGAAACCAGUUCCAGCCUAUUUACCUUGCAAAUCUGCAAUCUCGGUUUUCUGCUUCUUCGAAUGAGUCUUGAACGUCCGCAUAGUCGAGCAUCAUCUGGAACUAGGGGUCCGCCACCUACGCCUCCACCGACCUACCUGUGGGAGGAAGUGCGACGGAGCAAAUGUCGAGGAGGCUACCCUUGGACUAUCCUGUAUAAGCCUCCCCUUCCGGACUCUCUUGACAUCGAAUCACUUCUAAAAGGAGAGGUGUCGAACGACAGAUUGGUGGAUGAAGAAUUCAAAGGAGAUUCGGCAUACGGCACUAGCAGGCGAACACAAAUCCGUAAUCGACUAAGAGACCGAGAGCGAAAUAGGAGAGCAAGAAGCGAGCCCACCCCGAGCUUACCGAGCAGCAAUUCCGUUUCCCUGUUAGAAACCAUGGAUCAAGCCAUGGCUGUUGAUUCCUCAGGGCAACAGGAAGAGCUGGAGGACUUUCCGCUACCCGAUGAAGACAUACCAGACUUUGUAAUGGCUUACUUGCAGUCUGAUAAAGGCAACUUGGACGAAGAUAUUCCUGAUCACAUUCUGGAAUACAUCCAGAGCCGUGCGGCUAUUUUGGAAAGAAAUCAACUGCAGCCGAAAGCAACCGAUGACAUUUUUUACACGCAAGAUGAAUUGCGGAUAAUUGACGAGGCACGGAAAAGACUUGAAGAACAAGGAGAGUUGGACGUUGACCCUUCGGCAACCAUUGACGACGACAUGAAUGCCUUUGACCAUUUUUUCCAACGUACGACAGGGGCACAGGAUGCAUUAGCACCUUCUCAAGAAAGGUCAAAUGAAACGGAUUAUCAAGAGGCUAGAGCACCCAAUUCAGCGGUGCCUGAAUCGGAGAACAAGAAAACCAAGAAGGGCGGAAAAUUCAACUUCUCAAAUAUAGGUAUGCCGAAUAAACCUCAUUUAAACAUAAAGUUGCCUAAGUUUGGACCCGGCAGGAAGAAAGUCAAGGGAACUAACGAUGUGGACUUAGAAGAUCAGGAGCCUGAAGCCACAUCGGCAGAACCAAAUAAAAAAUGCAAACCUCGGCGACCACAUAGUUCCAGCCCAAUGAGGCAAAAGAUUAACCAACAAUUGGAAAGCUGGAACAACAGUCUUAAAAAAUUCAAAGCAUCAAGAAGUGGUCGUAACAACGCCGAUGGGCAAAUCAAAAGUUUUGUCGCUCUCCUACCGGGACGUUCGUUAAAACACAAUAAAUCAAAACAGCCGGAGAAUCAAUACGAGGAGGUUGGACCGCCACGCUCGGAUCCAGCUGCACCAAAAACCACUGACGGUGAUGAUCCUGUCCCACCUACUGCACAAGUAAAUGUCGGUUUGAAGGCCACCGUCGAUAGUGCUGAAGAAUUAGCAAGGCUUUCGCCCUCUCAAGAGAAUAACGAGGCCGAAGAAACCAUGGAUGAUAUCGAAAACCUACCGGAAUCAGAAGAAGCCGAUUUGACGAGGGAUGGUAUCAUCGUGGACAGAGAGGUAGUGGACGUCAUCGUGACCCGUGGAGAAUUCGUUGAUAUAGACAUCGACGAAGAUUUUGAAGAUGACGAUGAAGGCGUGGAUGGUCAAACGGAAAUCGAGCAGGUCGCGCAAGACGAUAAAAAUGUAGCUGCAGAGCCCACAGGUUUUGCUGCACGUAGUAGGAAAGCUUUUGAGCUGACAAAGUCAAAGAUUCAAACAAGCUUGUCUAAAGAACAACUGCAGGCCACUCGGAAUAAGCUGCAAUCAACUCUUUCAAAGCAGAACCUCCAAGCGACUCGCCAAAAAGUGCAAUCAAGCUUAUCGAAGCGCAACCUGCAAGCCACUCGCGAAAAACUGCAAUCUACUCUUUCAAAGGAGAAUUUCCAAGCGACUCGCGACAAACUUCAAACCUCACUCAAUAGUACACUGAAGAGGAAAAAGAACAAGAACGUGGAGUCAACAGCUCAACCGAUCCCUCAAGAUAACAUUUUCCCCACCUUUCCGCAGGAAGCCGAGAGAGAUUACGAAACCUCGACACCUGUUGAAAGGAAAACGAAGGAUUCAGUACGACGUAAAAGCAUGCCCGAUGAAGAAUCCGUUACAAACGACAAUCCUCCGAUUGUUAAACAGAGAACUAAGAAAACUGUUCAGCUAGUUGAAAAGUCUGCCGUUCAGUCUAGUCAAGCCAACGAGUGCGAAAACAUUGAAGAGGAGACAGAAGAAGAUCUGGAAGAAGAGCUGGAGCCCAAACUAGAGUUCUCAUUGCAUGGCUCGGAUAGGCCGCAACCAUCUUCCGUAAGCCAGUCAACAGAAACGCUUCCUGAGGAUGAUGCGGAAUCGGACAAAGAGAACGUGGUGGUUCGUCCAAAACGGCAACGCUAUCGCAAUCGUCGUCAUGGGUUCCAUGAAGAAUUCGAACGCCCAAAAAGCGCUCACGUCGAGUCUAAUACUAGGUCUUCCUGGGUAGAAAAAACGAAUGCCUAUCCUACCAUUAGCCAAGAGAUGCUAUCGGCCUUUUGCGCUCCUGUCAACUCUUUGGAAGCUGUCGACAGUAGCUGGGGCUCCGGUCGCAAGCCGGACCGGCCUGCUCGAUCACGGUCUAGGAAGGAACUUGACGUGGCAUCGGAUGACCACGUGUACUCGAAUCUGCCUCCUCGGCGUAGUAAACGCGGCAAAAAAACUUGCCUCGAGUCUUCGAACGAGGACAAUUAUGUGAAAACGUGGCCACGCAAGGCGUUGUCAACUGACCGACCUGUCGUCCCGAAACGUGGCAAAUCGAAAUUAACCAAAAAGCCACUUUUCCCAGUGUGCAGCAACUAUCAGACGUGGCCAAGGCGCAUGAUGGUACACAGUCCUCCCACGGCUCCUAAACGUACUCGUUCCAGGAAGCAAAUAAACUGUGAAGACGUUUCUUGCAUUCGAGAUUUAGAAGAACAAAUCGAACAGUCUACUCAUCACAUCCUCAUUGACGCUGACACACUCUUUGGAGCCGAAUCGCGUUUCAUCGACGAAGAAGGGACCGAAACGGAACGAUCGGAAGCUGUCAACGAGCAGCAACCAUUAACCUCCGAUGAUUGCAAAUUAAAGUCUGAAAUCCCAAGCGAAUCGCAAUUAAAUAAUACACAAGCAAAAAUUCUUAGCAGCAACAAGAGCCCAAAACCAUCGGCUCCAAACAGGCGCAAGAAUAAUCAAACUGGCUCGCUGCGCAAAGCAAAACACGCCGUCGUAGUCAGUAACUACGGAGAAACUACAUGGCCGAGAAUGUCACGAACGUCACAGCCAUCAGCUCCACGACGCAGGAAGGAAAGUGUCAAGAAAUCAGGCAAAGCGGAAACUACGCUUCAUCUAGAUCUUGAGGAAACAUCAACAAAAUUACCCGCCGUUCCGGCGUCAACGCCGUCAGAAGACCACGACACCAAAGAACACGGAGACGUGGAGAGCGCUUCAUCUGUUCAAGCAGAUCUAGAUCAAAUACUGGAAAUAUUAGCGACCACUUUCCCUCAGGAAGCCAAUCCAAAGGAAGAGAACAGCGACAAUGUUAAAACGGAUAAACUAAUUGGAGAACCGACGACCGAUGCCGUCCAUCUUAACGACUCUGAUGACGUGCUUGAUGAGAAUCCGUAUGCGGAAAUUAAACAGUUCCAAAAGAGGACUCCUCCGCCACGACCCCCUCCACCCAUAUACGCGCCCACUAGCGCUUCCUCGUACUCUUACAUUUACACGGUUCCACGUCGAAAGAAAGCAAUCAGUACCAGCGUUUCCCCAGAAAGACCACCUCGGACAUACUGCACUAUUCGGCCACAUCGACCUCCAAGAAAACAAAGACCACGCACUCCAAACGAGCUCGCUUUCCAAUCAGCAGAUCACUCUCAAUCGAACCCCGUUAGGAGACACUCGUUUUCUGGAGUGGAUGAAGCUAAAGACGAAAGGAAUCUGCAGUCGGCUCCGGUCGUCGAACGGAUGCGAGCGCGACCCUUGCCAGCCCCUCCAAGAAUGAAGCGACACCGAAGUCGUAGUCCUCCACACAAGCCACCUCGAAGUCGUACAUCGUCUUUGAAACGCCCUAGUUCACACCAAACAACAGCUCCUUGCGCACCAAACGAGGAGACUGCGCCUUUGGAAAGAGAAACCGUCCAGCCAGUCAGCAGCGUCGAUGAAUAUGAGCCGAUUGAAAAUCCUGAUCAAGUAGAGGAAAUAUCAAUUGGUAUCCAAACCGAUCCACUACCCGAGUACGAAGAAUCCGUUGCUAUGGCUGAACCAAACGGAGCACAGCUUGAUGCGACACUCUCAUUCUCUGAAAUAAACAAUAACCGAUACGACCAUCACGAAGAAGUACACGCACCAGCUAAUGAUAGGCUCGUCCAUAGACAAGAUGUAACCGUCACCUCACCCAUUGGCGUACAACCGACACCAACGGAGCAUGACGAAGCCCCAUGUCCGCAGAUCAUCUGGUCUGCCGCAACCUCGCCCGAUCCUGAUCCGGUUACGCUUCUCGUCUCCGAACCUGUCCUACCUGAAGAAUUCAUUCCUGAAUCAAAGACGGACUCCCACCAACAAGGAGACUGGGUUCCUCAGAACAUAGACUCCAUGAAUAACACAAGCAGGAAGACUUCGGUUCAUGAGAGAGAAGACGAAAUGGAUUCUUUCUCACAAGUCCCCCCAUAUUUUCAUCGUUCACUUGCUCCGUUGCCACCCAUACACAUCGAUUUCCCCACACGACUGCAAUUGGCAGACCUCGAUGUCGAACGCUUGAACGUACGGGAAGUCAUGGCAGACCGCCUCGUCGUUUCCUCUGUUGACACAAAUUCGUUACAGGUGUGUCAGAUGACAACAUCUAACGCUACAGGUCAGCUGAUGUUCAAUAUUGGACCUGGAGUAACAAUCCCAUUUCUGGGAAAUUUGAGAGAGGUAGAGCCCGUUUCAGCUUACAGGCAGAUGUCGCAACCUCCAACAUCGGUGAUUCUUCCCGCUGAAGUUCCAUCGACUCCAGAGACACACGUAACCACAGAACGAGAAGAAAAAGAGCCAACCAUCCGAUCAUCACCCGUAGAGCUGGAGACACGGCCUUCAGCAGACAUGAUUUUACCUGAACUGCCUAUUGCAGAAACCGCUGCACCUAACUCCAGUAACCCAAGGAUUGCAGUGGCUUCUUCGAUAGCAGAGCUGGACACUGCUAACCGUACGCUCAGACAGACUGAAAACAUGGCAGAUGCUUCGUUCAGUAAUUUGGCCUUGCAACUUGUUAAUGUAUCGGCCAGGAACUUAGCAAGUGGUGUAUGCAUUGCUGCGACUGAAACCUACUCAAUGGCACAAAGAGUAGCUGAGAUAGGACUUCAGCAGUUCAAUGAUCACCUUCAACGCCGAGGAAUUCAAUUCGAUGAUAAGGAAAGAGAGGACUUGAAAGCUAUUUUACUGAUGUUACUGAUUGUUGUCUGCGCUAUUUUCCUGCUUGGAAUGGGAAAACAAAGGAUAAGUAAUCACUGGGAUUUCUAUUUCCCCAACUAAACGUUUUUAUUUGCUUUCGCUUCUCUGGUAAUGACAACUCGUGCCUUACCGAACGUGCGGGCAAUUCAGUCAAUCUGGUGCAACCAAGAAUACUGGCCCUUGCAAUAUAUUAAAUCUAUCUUAUACGCAACAUUAGAUUUGAAAUACUGUGUGAAUCUGAGUGUUGGUUUUCAUUCUAGGAAGUGUGUAUCAAUAAUAAGCUUAUGAAUACAAAUGUCAAAAGGC
Daphnia magna is the source of this 5815-nucleotide messenger RNA. RefSeq lists its product as uncharacterized. The record is from RefSeq and is a predicted model, not a curated record. NCBI's taxonomy places the organism in Eukaryota, Metazoa, Arthropoda, Branchiopoda, Diplostraca, Daphniidae.